Clavispora lusitaniae ATCC 42720 is the source of this 807-nucleotide messenger RNA. The record is from RefSeq and is a predicted model, not a curated record. Lineage: Eukaryota; Fungi; Ascomycota; Pichiomycetes; Serinales; Metschnikowiaceae.
AUGAAAGAUUAUAUUCGAAAUCUCCUUGCAGAAUACAACAUGACUGAUUGUAAUCCAGUCAAAACACCUGCGAAUAAAACUAACCUUGACGACUUACCUGACAGCACAGAUCUACCAUGUGAUGAAAAUGAAUAUAGAUCCAUUGUUGGAAAAUUACUCUAUGCUGCAAACACAGUUCGAUACGACAUAAAUUACAUCGUUCUGAAAUUAUCACGCUACUUUGCAUCACCUAAAGUGAAACACAUGGAUGCUGCCAAACGUGUUCUCAGAUACCUAAAAGGCACCCCAACAUUUGGCUUACGCUAUACAUCAUAUGCACCAAAUGAGCUCUUUAGUUACUCAGAUGCUAACCUAGCCUCUGAAGCAGAUACAAAAAGUCGUUCAACCACAGGUUCAGUUGUUCUAUAUGGUGGAUCCCCAGUUAGUUGGAGAUCAAAGCUACAAACACUUGUGGCUCUCUCUACAGCAAAUUCCGAACUUGUUGCCUUAUGUUACACAACACAAGAAAGUGUCUGGUUAUUAAACCUUUUAAAAGACAUGAAUAUAAAUUGCAACGCAAGUCUCUUCUGUGACAACCAGCCAGCCAUUAAAACUGUGCAGCUGGAUGCAUUAUUAGAAGGAACUAAACACAUAAGAAUUAAAGUUGAUUUUGUUAAACAACAACUUCAAUGCACUGUCUUGCUGCUUCAAUACGUUCCUACAAAAUUGAACUGCGCAGACAUGUUUACAAAGGCGAUAACAGAUCCUCUUUUCUCGAACCUACGUCAAAGAUGUGCAUCUGGUCUAAGCCCAAUUGAUCUUUUGUGA